AUGAAUCCUCCUGUGCUCGUACCAUCGGUGCCCGGAAGACCUCUUAUCCUAUACAUGACUGUAUUAGAUGAGUCAAUGGGGUGUGUGGUGGGACAACAUGAUGAGUUCGGAAAAAGGGAACGGGCCGUCUAUUACUUGAGCAAGAAGUUCACGGCAUGCGAUAUGAACUACUCUUUGCUAGAGAGGAUGUGUUGUGCCUUGGUAUGGACAACUCACCGUCUGAGGCAGUAUAUGCUGAAUUACACUACUUGGUUGGUGUCCAAAAUGGAUCCUGUCAAGUACAUUUUCGAAAAGCCCGCUCUCACUGGAUGGAUAGCUCAAUGGCAGGUUCUGUUGUCAGAAUUCGAUAUUGUCUAUGUCACUCAAAAGGCAAUAAAGGGGAGUGCCUUGGCAUAUUACCUAGCUCAAUAUCCCAUCAAUGAUUAUCAGCCUAUGCAUCCAGAAUUCCCUGAGAAGGAUAUCAUGACCUUGUUUAAGGAGGAGGACCAGGAUAAGUGGAUCGUGUGGUUCGAUGAAGAAGAGGAGGAUGGUAAGCCUUGGUACUUCGACAUCAAACGAUACAUUGAAGACAAGGAAUACCCGCCUGAGGCCUCUGAUAAUGACAAGAGGACGUUAUGA
This is a messenger RNA of Glycine soja, 618 nucleotides long. RefSeq lists its product as uncharacterized. NCBI's taxonomy places the organism in Eukaryota, Viridiplantae, Streptophyta, Magnoliopsida, Fabales, Fabaceae. Bases 1 to 618 code for a protein of 205 amino acids. The transcript is spliced from 2 exons. The record is from RefSeq and is a predicted model, not a curated record.